CGGGCCGGGCUUGAAAUAAAUGGGCAGGAGAUCUUUCUCCUUUUUAAUGCCUUUAUUAAGAAGAAUCAGCUCAGGUGGGGAGAAAUCGACGGGUUGCGCCCUCGCCGCCGCUGCUCCCAGGCGUGGCACAGAGGAGAAGGAGGAGGGUGAUGCAGCUUUGUCCGCUGGUCUGCAGGCAGAGCUGGGGAUUCCGUCCUCACGGGAGAUUAGCAGAUUCCUGCUUGUUUGUCAAACACCCCGGGGCGUCUCUUUAAUCAACAUCUUUUCAGGUUAGGGUGAGAAGCAAAAAGGAUCCAAGCAGGUACGGGACUACGCUCCCAUCCUUAGACGUCACUUAGGUCACUUGUUGGCUCGUGAUUUUAGGGGUUUUUCCUGGGAAAACUGUAAAAAUUCGGGGCACGAUGCAUUUCUCAUCUGCAUACUGGCUCUGAUGUCACUCCUAUUUUCCUCAUACCUGGAGGGUCUGUCCCGUGUCCCUCCCUGGCAAGCGGCCAGCAUCAGGGGGACAAUGGUUAAUCACCGGCCAUUAACAGGUAAUUGAAGAACUCUUCUUUCACAGUGAAACUAACUUACAGCAACUGGUCUGACUUGUUUUUAACUCUGCAACCUAAAAAAAAUAUAACUUUCUAUUCAUAACAGGGCUCCUUUCCCCGGGCCUGGCCCAGCAGGUACCGGGCAGGAGCUGGGCGCGCUGUGGCUGUGAAGAUUCUUGUGCUCAAAUCCCACCCCCAGCACGGCUGAAACCCAAACCCCUACAGCCCACAGCCCGUACAGAGGAACCCCACGGCCGAAAUUAAACCCAGGAAAAACAAAGAGCAACCGCAAAACCAGUCCUAACACAGUCCCAGCUGCAGCUCCCCGUGACCUUCGUUCGCACAGUGGGUCUUUAAACAUCAUGCUGACAGCUCAAGGACUUGCAGAAAUCGUGCUAAUCUCAAGAAAGGAAAAGCUUCCAGGAUGUUUCUCAUGUCAGCAAGGGCCUGAGGAAGCCCCCAGCACCAGCAGGAGAUUGGGAUAACUGCAAGGCUGGUUUCUGGAGCAGAGGGAGCAGGGUGUGCUCCUCAAAGCCAGACCUUCACCCACAGCAGCCAGAAGGCAGAAAAACAAGGAUCCAACAAAGCCUUAAGUGGGGAAAGGGUUAUUAUCAAGGGUUUUCUAAGGAAAGAAGAAGGUCUGGGAAACAGGACCUGGAAGGUGAGAGAGGAAGGAAAACGGGAGGCAGCUGAGGCCUCUUCAGAUUUGAAAAGUGAAGAGAAGGGAGGAGAUGGGAGGAGGAAAGAAAAGGCUGGAACUAAAUUCUAACUCAGCUGGGGCUGGGCUUAAAGGUAAUAGAGGGAAACUGUAAAAAGAGGAGACUUCUUUAUAGUAGCAAAGUACUGGGAUAAAUUCCCAAGAGAAACUGGGAAAUCUCUAUCAGCAGCAGCUCUCGGCAAAGAGGUCAGGAAUCCAUUCCCCAUGCCAAAGCCAGGCUCAGGGGGCUGGGCCAGACAACAUCCCUGGCUUGAUCCCACCCCUGCUUUCCAAAAAUUGCUGAUAAAUACAAUUGUGCAUUAACACAGCAAAGUCUUUCCUUCACUUCUCAGGCUUUGAGAUGCCUCAGGUUGAGAUGCAAACCCUGCUCCUACCACUUUGUUGUGCUCAGACUUUCCCCCUUUACCCAAUUUCUUGAGCAACCAACAGCUCAUAGGUAGCCAGGCAGGCCAGGGGCUUUUCCACAGCUUGUUUCAGGCAGAAAAGGAAGGGAAGGAGAAAAAAAAAGUAAAGAAAAAAGAGGACAAAAAGGAGGCUGUCCUGGAAAGUGCAGCCUGGCAACCUCCAGACAAUAAAACACAAAGCACACAGACAGCUCCUUGCAAGUGGGGGCUCACAAGCACCUCCAGAGGGCUGGUGGAGAAUAGCUCUUCUUAUACAUCUCACCACAGCCUCAUCCCCAGUGUGGGCUGUUUUCCUCCACAAAAUCCAUAGGUGUGUGCUUGCAAUGGAAGUUGCUAAACAACUGCCUGAAAAAUACAGGUGGGAAAGGGGGCAUUUCUGCCUUAGAGACCAGCUUAGGGGAGCUGGCUUAAAAAAUACAUACGCAUAUAUAUAUAUGUACACAGACACGUGAUCUGUAUGUCUAGUCCAAAACCAGGGCAUUAAAUAUAUAUUUAUAUAGCUCCAAACCUUUCAGACCCCAAAAUUAACUGAGCAGAAAUGAUUUUUUUUCUUAAAAUUGUCUGGUUUUUAACAGUUCACACAAGCAGCAAUCACAUACUCCCCUUGCUCACAGGGCAGGUGAUUGGCUGCUUUGCAGGAAUAGAAAUCAUCUCCUAAGGAGACCACAGCCGAGGCUCAUUAGGGUCAUUAAAGCUCAUUAGGGCCCUCAGGUACAUACCUGGGGCCUCUUGACCCACACAGCCCCAGGAAAUCUCUCUGUUCAGGGAUUUUGGAGACUUUUGAGUGCCACCAGUACAAUCAUGUGGGAAGUGCUCACUCUCCUGCAGUUUUUCUCUGUGAGGUAAGGAUUGAUGGAGCUUGUUGGUAGAGUCAGGCCUUUCCCUGCCACUGCAAUGGCAAAAAGGGAGGAGAAGGCAGGAGAAGAUGCUGGGGAUGGGGUGGGGGGAACUUUUGGAGCUGAAGGUCAUUUAGAAGAGAAGGAAAGUGAGGUUUGCAAGCUUUGGUGCAGCAGCCCCUGUCACUUCCAUCCUGGCGAGUGCAGCCUGGCCACCCUUUGCCAAAGUCCACCCUGAUGUCACAGCUCAGUGGCAAGGUCCCUGCGUGCCUCUCUGACCUGGGCAUGGUGACCCGGGCACUCUGACUGCUCUGCUCUGCUCUGCCCGUGGGUUUUGGAGCUGCCACAGCAGGUCCAGCAGCCAGGUCCCUUCGCUGGCCAGACGUGGGAGAUCACAUUUCCCUGGCGUGGGACACGAGGGGCUGGAGGAGCACCCAGGAUUCCAGCAGCACUGAUUUUAGGACCAUCCAUCUGCCCACAGGUGUCCAAAGUUCCAUAAGGCACCUUUCCAAGAGCAUGGCAACCCCAGAUGGAUUUGAGAAGAAUGCUUCACAAAGCUUUUAACUCCCUCUGGGUUCUUCUGCUUUAUUGUUUUUCACAGAUUCUUCCAGUGACAGAAGGAAGAACCAGGUUUGGAGAAAGAAAAGCCAGGUUUUCUCCCAGUUUUUCACAUCCUAAUCCUGGAAAGCUUUGGCAGCCAGACCUAAACAACCAACCUGCCAAAGUUCAGCUCCACUUUGAGGCCUCCUUAUCAGCAGGGAAUUUGCUGCCUUCUUUCCAGCCCAGGAGCCUGUAUCAGUACCGGUACUCCCUGGCUGUCCAGCUGCAGCACAGCUCCACACCAUCCCCGUGGGGAGCCCGCCUGCAGGCUGAGGCUCUGAUCCGGCUGCAGCCGCUCUGGAGGGACCCGGGCGUGGAGGAGCUGCUCCAGCUGCAGAUCCAUGACCUGAAGGCUCUACACCACCCAGACGAGGAGAGGAGCCAGGACAGCACCAGAGGCUCCCCUGCAGACAUUGCACUGAGCUCAGAGGCACAGGCAGAGCUCCAGCAGCCAGUGUUCAUCUCCUGGAACAGUGGGAAGGUCAAAGCUUUCUAUGGGAACGAGGCAGAAAACGUCUUGAUCUCCAACCUGAAACGAGGCAUCACCAGUCUGUUCCAGCUUCAGCCCCAUGCUGGCACCACAGUGGAGGAAGAUGCCUCUGGAAGCUGCCAAGUCACCUACACCGUGUCCAACCAUUCCAUCACCAAGACCAAAGAUCUCCUCAGCUGCUCGAAGCCAAAGUCUGGAUUCAGCUCCACAAACAAAAUUUUUGGAGUGGAGUGGCAGCCCUCCAGUAGAACCCAGUACAUGGUGAAGAACAACCUGCUCCAGUCAGUCCUGGCAGAGGAAAGCCACGUGGUGGCUCCAGCCCUGAGAUCCCGCUCCGGCAUCAAAAUCAGUUCCAGGCAGCAGCUCCAGCUGGUGUCUCCUGCAACGCCUGGGCCAGCAGAGGUGUCUGGACAGAGCCUUAAGGAUGUGCUGGCUGGCACGGGGGCACGGCCCCAGCCCCUGGGCAUGGCCAGCCUGCCCUUCAGGAGGGUCUGCACCCACUGCCCAUCGCUGAGAGCCUUCCUGAAGGCUUUUGACAGGCAGAGAGUCAGAACAGACACCUCGAAGGUGGCAACAACCUGGCAGUUCCAGAGGUUCAUCCAGCUGCUGCGCAGCGCCAAGAAGAGGGAUGUGCUGCAGCUGCUGAGGAGGGCGCCCGAGGAGACGCGCCCCUUCCUGGUGGAGGCAGCGGUGGCCACGCAGUCAGUGGCUUCCUUGGCAGCGCUCUCAGACUUCCUGGACUUCAGCCAGGAGCCCAAGUCCCUCCUGGAGAAGUUUCUCUACACAGCAGCUUUGUCUCCCCGGCCUUCAGGAGAGCUUCUCCACCUGGUCCUAGACAAGCUGGAUGGGAAGCAGCUGGCACCUGAGAUCUGGGAGACAGGAAUAGUUGCCGUGGGCUCUCUGGUGGGCAAGCUGUGCCAGCAGAAGCUCUGUGGGCUGCAGGUGGUGGAGCGUGGGGUGGAAACCAUCCUCAGGGGGCUCAGAGGUGCCGAGCAGGAGCCCCAGGUGGUGAUUUCCCUGCUGGCCCUGGGGAAUGCGAGGCUCCCCGGGACCAUCCCCACCCUCCUGGAGCACGCCGAGGACGGUCCCACGGCUGUCACCGCCGCAGCCACCUCUGCCCUGCAGCGAUUCCCCGCGCCCCACAUCUCCAGCAAGGUGAAGCGAGUGAUGAGGAGGAUUUUCCACCAGAAGAGGAAGGGUUAUGACAAAACCUGUCGCCUGGCGGCUGCAGAAAUCCUCCUGGACAACCACCCCCUGCCCAUGGAUGUGAUCAACAUCCUGCUGGCCACCAGCGAGAUGGAGACAGAGGUGGCCACAUUCCUGCUGCUCAAAGUCCAGAACAGGCUGCGUGACCACCAGCACCUGGCAAGGAAGAUAAUGAAGGACAUCAUGGGAGACCCACGGAUAAAUAAUUACAACUUCUUCUCUAAAGUCGGCAUCUCCUCUUCUUUCUCAGGACCUCUGGCAGUCACCCAGGACCUGACCUCCACUUUCGGGCUGGACCUGCUGUUUUUGGAGGGUGGAUUCCUGAGGAAGAGCGUCUCCGACUUCUCCCUGCUCAGCCACGGCCGGCGGCUUCGUGCAGCUCAGGUCACCUUUGAGGCACAAGGGAUGGAGUCGAUGAUGGGAGAGAGCCUCUCGGGAGGGGAGGAGCAGCCCGAGCUCAUGGCUGGGAUGUCGGCCACCUUCUUCGACGUCCAGCUGCGGCCGGUCGUCUUCUUCCAGGGGUACACAGACCUGAUGGCCAAGGUCCUGCUGAGCAGUGGAGAGCCCACCAGCGUGGUCAGAGGGAACCUCCUGCUGAUGGACCACCACCAGGUCAUUCCUCUGCAGUCUGGCCUCCAAGUGACCGUCAAACUCCAGGGUGGGCUGGGGCUGGACAUUUCAGCUGACAUGGACGUGAGCAUUUGGGAGCAGGAGCUGAAAACCAGCGUCAAUGCCAGGGGAAGCCUUGCCAUGGAUUUCCAGGCAGAACUAGACUCCCCUUUCCUCCAAGCCACCCUGAGGAGCCAGACAGAGGUGGAGACCUCCAUCCACUUCGACACCAAGCUGAGGUUUUCCAGCAGCCCCGUGCUCAUGUGCCUGCAGCUGAGAGAGGAACAGGUCCCAUACAGAGAAGUCCUGACAGUUUCCCAGGCUGCCGGCAGCCAGAGCAGCGCCGCUCGCAAAGGCCGGCGUGGCACCGUGCCUGGCAGGGAAUUUGCCUUGCACCAAACCAAUUCCAAGCUCUGCAACCUCCUGCUGGCUGCAGAAAAUGAAUGAGGAGUCAGAACGCUUUGGGAUUCUCCUCCACAACCACCUCUGAAUGAGAAAAAUGCUGCGAUAAGGACAUCAGAAGGGAGCACAGGAGGAGCUGCUGAAGAACAGACACACCCCCGCCUCCAAACCUGCCCUCACACCCCAAAGGCUGAGAUUUCCCUCUCCUGGACUCCUCCCCUUCAUGGGGAAAGGCCUUGCUGGAAGCCAAGCUUUUCCUUGUGAAAAAGAGACUUAUUUUGCAAGUGGAUGAGUUUCUCAGAGCCCAAGAAACCCUCCUGGAGGACUGCAUCCCAAAAUGUUUUGUUUUCUCCCUGUUUAUCAAAGCUGUCAGGAGGGGGACACAUCUGCAGCCAGCUGGAAGUCUCCAGUGAGGGGAAUAAAUGACUUUCCUUGGUUGGGAGGUUGGCCUCCCAAGCUGGAUUGUUAUCAUCCACCACCACCUCCAACACUGGAGGGAGGCUGGUGAGGAAAAAGCAGCAUUUCUCCAUUCCUUCCUGAUAAUAAUGUAAUAAUGCCUUGGAAGUAUUUUUAGACCUUUUUGUGUGUUUGUGUUACAAAACAAGCCUUUUAGGAAAGAAAAGAGGGAUAUGGAGUAUAGUUUUUGGGUUUUUUUAAUUAUGAGCCUCAAAUAUUAGCACUGCGUCCUGGUUCAGUGGAGCAGACUUGCCUGAUUUUCCAUCUGGGGACACGAAUUACAAGCACCUUAGUUAUGUACAGAAAUAAAUGCCCUGUAUUUUCA
Messenger RNA from Passer domesticus (house sparrow), 6579 nucleotides. Its product is annotated as microsomal triglyceride transfer protein-like. The record is from RefSeq and is a predicted model, not a curated record. Gene Ontology annotation, biological process: lipid transport; lipoprotein metabolic process. Gene Ontology annotation, molecular function: lipid binding. Gene Ontology annotation, cellular component: endoplasmic reticulum; Golgi apparatus; basolateral plasma membrane. Bases 3021 to 5843 code for a protein of 940 amino acids. The transcript is spliced from 18 exons. Lineage: Eukaryota; Metazoa; Chordata; Aves; Passeriformes; Passeridae.